AAAAGAAAAGAGGAAAGAAAACCAGACUUGUCAGUCAGAGAACACUUUAUUAUUGAUUAAAUUGCUAUAAAACAUAUUUAAAACACAAAACAGCAAUAAAAAGCACUCCUGUCCAUAUCUUAUGAACCGCAUUGACUGGCGGAGGGAUACGUCACCGCUCCACGCCGUGAAGCUCAACCAGGCGGCGGAGGAACCGUAGAAAGAAAGAAAAAGAAACCAAAAAAAAAAAAAACAUAAUCCAAGCCUGGACGACGGAUGAGAAGGGUUUCGUGUAGAUAUUAACCCGGUUCAUCGAUUAUUAAAGCGUAAAAACAGACGGCGUCAAGGUCCUAGCAGACACACAUACACGCAGAGACAGGGGUGUACUCCGGUCGCGGACGACGACGAAAAAGAAAAAAAAAACAACAACAGCAAGCAGUGUCGUGUCUUUCUCUCCAGCCGCCUCCAUUUUGUCUCCUCGCCCAGGCUGCAGCCUCACGUGUCCCGGACUUGUCUCUCUCACAUGACCCGCGUGUUUGUCCCCGUGAUCAACGCCGCCGUCUCCGCGUUUCAAGUGUUGCCGAAUACCGCGUUUUAAAAAAGAGAGAGAGUGAGGGAGUGAGAGAGAGAGAGAAUCACUCACCUUCAUGGAUAUGCUCGAACAGAGCCUGGACGCUCAGACGAGUCACGAAAAACAGGAAACCGAGGAGGUCGUUCAGUUGCAGGAAGGAGAGGGAGUAGGGGCGGAGGAACCGGCGGCGGUUGCCAUAGCGAACGCCCAGCAAGCCGCGGUAUUUGCCGACAAUGUCCAGUACCAGUUCCGCACAGAAAACAGCAGCGGGCAGGUGACAUAUCGCGUCGUCCAGGUAACGGAAGACCAUUUGGAAGCGGCUGGUGAUGGAGGGGCUGCAGUCAGUGUCGUGUCCACAGCCGCCUUUGCUGGAGCCCAGCAGGCUGUCGCACAGGCCGUCAUUCAGAACCCUUUCAGUAACGGAGGCAGCCCGGCGGGUGAGACGGUAGGGGGCGAGACGCGUUUCGCUUACUUCCCGGCUGCCACCGUCAGCGAUGGCACGGCAACCGCAGUCUCAGUGCAGGCAGCCGCUGAUGCGACUCUCGCACCGGCAGCAGGUCAGUUUUACGUGAUGAUGAGUCCUCCAGAUGUGUUACAAACAGGCACGCCACGGACCAUCGCCCCUCGCACACACACUUAUUCCGCGAAGAUGGACGGCCCGCGAGCGCCGCGAGACGAGAGGAGGAGAGCGCAACACAAUGAAGUGGAAAGACGAAGAAGAGACAAAAUCAACAACUGGAUAGUCACAUUGUCAAAAAUCAUCCCAGACUGCAAUAUGGACAACACCAAAACUGGAGCGAGCAAAGGCGGGAUCUUGUCGAAAGCAUGUGAUUACAUCAGAGAGCUCAGGCAGAGCAAUCAGAGGCUGCAGGAGAGUUUUAAAGAGGUGGAGAGAAUACAGGUGGAUAAUGACGUCUUAAGACAACAGAUCGAAGACCUGAAGAACGACAACGCACUGCUCAGAGCCCAACUCCAACAGCAUGGCCUUGAAAUCAGCGGAGAAACCAUCUCGCAGUGACGGGGACGGUCACACACACACAACGGGAUACACACACCUCCAGAAAAACCACCUCACAGACUCGAGAUGUUUGUUAACCUGAUUUAGAAUAGUUAUGGCUUUCUGAUAUUAACAGAAGUUAUCAGAGAAACUAUUGGACAAUAGUUUUAAAAGCACAUCUACUGUUCCACCUGUGAGAGCUUGAGCUACACGGACGCGGCGACAAACUGAAACGCACCCCGACAUGUGACAUAAAUGGGCUUGCAUUGGACUAACUUUUUUUUUUUUUUUUUUUUUUUCCUUUAUGGAUGCCUCGUGAUCAUAUUUUGUUUAAAGCUGUGGUGGGAUUCCAGUUUUGCUUUGUUUUUCUUUUCCCCCUCAUUGGUAUUUCUUUUUAAUUAUUAUUAUUACUACUUAUGUCUCCGGUAUGUUGCAUUAUUUUGUUUUGUCUGCAUUAUUUAUUAGCUCACAGAGAAAUCCACAACAGGAACGUGAAUCUUCAAGCUUCAAGCCAGUCAGUCGUCUUUCACAUUUAAAAAAAAAAAAGUUUUGCAGUUUAUUCAAGCAAAUCUUCCUUUCUUCUUGGGUCCAGCUAAGGCCUAGUUUUUAAGCAAUUUCUAAGAUUAUUUUCGACAACUUGUAUCAAAGCUGUGGAUGAGAUAUAGAUGUGUUUGAUCACCAUGAUUGUAAAAUAGGGUCAAAAUUUAAUCCUAGAAAUGUAUGAAUAGCUCAGGGUCGACAAAGAAGGAACUAUGAGACGGGAGUGAUGGAAUGAUGGACAUCAGGUUGUUGUCCUGUACUUUCAAUCCAUUUGGCCUACCAUUUUUUUUUUUUUUUUUUGUGUGUGUCUAAAACAUUACAGCCAGAGCGCCUUGAGCAGACUUGACAAUUCAGACAAGUAAUGUAUGAAAAACCGGACAAGAAGUAACCUAAUUACUUCUGCUAACUUACAUAGAAAAGCUCACCACCUCUCCCACCUGUACCUGCCUUAAAAACUGCAAAAUUGCUUUGCCGUGAUGACAUAGAAUUUACAUUUAGCGCAUACUAAAUUAAGUAGUUUACAUUGCAAUGUAAAUAAUUCAUCAUGUUUUUAUUUUCUGGACAUUGAUUUUAUUUUAUUAUGUUGUUUUUUUUUUUUUGCAGAGCCCUUUUCUGUAUUUGUCCCAAGUCACUAUUAACUUACAUGCCCCAUUACGUGUCACAUAAGGAAAUCUCCUGCUAGGACUUAUCCUUUACCCUUUGUCAAUUUAAAAGACAUUCUUCAGGAUGCACUUUUUUUAUUUAGUUUUUUUGCUUUUCCUUUUUUCUUUCUUUUUUUGUGUGUGUGUUUGCCAGGAAGCCACCAUUUUUCAGAAAAAAAAAAACUUUUUGUUUGUUUGCUUGUUUAAAGACAGCGAAUAAAAAAAGACAAAGCUA
This is a messenger RNA of Clarias gariepinus (North African catfish), 2963 nucleotides long. It is a transcript of the gene usf2, whose product is annotated as upstream transcription factor 2, c-fos interacting. Gene Ontology annotation, molecular function: DNA-binding transcription factor activity, RNA polymerase II-specific; protein dimerization activity; RNA polymerase II cis-regulatory region sequence-specific DNA binding. The coding region runs from base 627 to 1568 and encodes 313 amino acids. Lineage: Eukaryota; Metazoa; Chordata; Actinopteri; Siluriformes; Clariidae. The record is from RefSeq and is a predicted model, not a curated record. The transcript is spliced from 10 exons. Gene Ontology annotation, biological process: regulation of transcription by RNA polymerase II.